Molecule: messenger RNA, 3583 nt
Organism: Columba livia (rock pigeon)
Lineage: Eukaryota; Metazoa; Chordata; Aves; Columbiformes; Columbidae
Gene: HOXD1
Product: homeobox D1
Exons: 2
Coding region: 204-911 (235 amino acids)
Biological process (GO): regulation of transcription by RNA polymerase II
Cellular component (GO): nucleus
Molecular function (GO): RNA polymerase II cis-regulatory region sequence-specific DNA binding; DNA-binding transcription factor activity, RNA polymerase II-specific
Source: RefSeq, a predicted model, not a curated record
CGGGCUGCCCACCCUCAGUCCCGCGCUGGCCGUGGGCAGCCGGAUGUGGGCAGGGGAGUCGGCGAUGCCUGGGAUCCCCAGUGCGGGAUUCCCUCGCUGGGCUCCCAUUGGCCGCGGGGCCGGACGUGCCGCCCCGCUCCUGGCCCUAUAUUAGGGCAAUAUUGUCCCGGCGGGGGGCGGGUGGUGGUGCUGCCCCGCGGACCAUGGACCUGGGGUACUUCCCCCUCGCCUUCCCGACGGGGCUGUGCCGCGGGGCCUCGCAGCCCCCUUUCUCCCCGAGGGCGGACGGCGCCUUCCCGGCGCUGAGCACGAAGGCCAGCGCUGCACCCCGCCCGCCGCCUGCCUGCGAGGGGGCGGCGGGGUACGCGACCGCUCACCUUGGGGCGCCGGGCCCCGUCUACCGGACGUCCCGCGGAGCCGGGGCACUAGGCUUCGCCACGUCCAUCUUCCUCGGGAGCGGCAACCCGCCGCCACCGCCGGAGUCCGGCCGUCCCUGCCCCUGCUCCGACGCGGACGGCGAAGGGCUGCGGUGCCUCUCGCCCUGCCCCGAGGCCGCCCCCGCGCCCGGUUCUCCGGCCCCCGCGGCGGCGCCCCGCACCUUCGAGUGGAUGCGAGCGAAGCGGAGCUCGUCCGGGAGAAGCGGCGCGGCGCCGUGCGGGGGGGAUCCUCCCGCCUCCCCCGCACGCACCAGCUUCAGCACCCGGCAGCUCACGGAGCUAGAGAAGGAGUUUCACUUCAGCCGGUACCUGUCGAGGGCCCGCCGCCUCGAGGUGGCCCGCUCGCUGCGCCUCCGCGACGCCCAGGUGAAAGUCUGGUUCCAGAACCGCCGCAUGAAGCAGAAGAAGCGGGAGCGGGAGGCGCUGGCCGCCCCCGCCACGGCGCCCGCGGGUGCUCCGGGUGGCCCCGCAUGAGACCUCGCCGCUCCCCACGGAAGGAUCUGCCGGCUGGGCUGGCAGCUACCGCCUGCGGGGGCAUCCGAGGUGUCCUUCCAAGAGGGACCACGCUCCGCUGUUUUUUCUACUGCGACUUAUUUACAGUUUUAUUGAUGAGGAUUCAGGGAAAGGUGCCAGCCCGAAACGCUGCUGCUGCUCAGCUUCGGGCCGGGUCGAGGCAGCGGGCUGGCGCAGCUGGGAGUUAACGGUGGGUGCCGCUCGCUUCGGGGGCAGCAGGGACCAGCUCCGCCAGCUCGUCUGGAUCCGCGGGUGCGGGCCGUGGGUGCACGGGGCCGGCUGCCCCAAGUUCCCCACCCCCUUCUUCGUUUUGCAUUUAGAAAGAGAGGUCCGCAGGCUUAGGCAGAGUUCAUGCAGAAGAGUGUGAGAAACCCCGACAAGGCAGAGCAGAGGAGAGCAGGGAAAACUUCCUCUCACGGGAAGCGGCAGCAACAGUCACUGCUACCAGUAUAAGUCCAAGAUCCCCUUUUGAAAAAAGUGCCCUCGUCCUCUGCCCUAUCCUUCGCAAAAUUGCUGCAAAAAAUAGGCUGUUUAUACUUGUAUUUAUUCCUCAUUAGCCCCCAUUCCCAUUCCUUUUCCUGAUGUGGCUGAUUUAGUCCAAAAUCUGUUUAGUAACCAUGAGGGAAAGUUUUAAAAGACCUAAACUCUUAGGACGAGCACCUCUUCCCAUUCAAACUGCAGAGAUGCUGGAAUUUUUCUUGCAGAGGUGCUGGGCUGCCCAGAACCAGCCAGCAGCUGCUCUGCUGGCUUCCAGCACCUCUUGCAUGUGCCUGGGCAAGGACAAGACAAUAUAAAGCCUCUCACAGCAUCUAGGGCCAGACUCUCAGACCAUCCAGCUCUCCCAGGCUUGAUUAUAUCUUAUGGUUAAAGAAAUAAUCCAUAUUAAAUCAGUUUGCAACAAAUCUUACCACACGCAAAACCUCAAGAGCUGUUAAAGUGCAGAAAGAUUAUUGGGUUUGACCAUAGACCUCUGACAGCAAAAGAUCAAGAGGAUUCCUGGGUCUUUUACUUGGGAUACUUGUUCAAAAAGAGUGACAACCACUGAUUACCCCAUAGAGUGCAAAAUUAAACAGUGAUCCUCACUUCUCCUGAUUUCAUCUUUCCCAGAGAUAAAAUAGUGUCAAAGUGAAUGAACUAGAUGAGUUUAGACUCUUUUCCUGCCCGUGACUGGGAAAGCAUAACAGUAAUGUGGAAAAGAAUCACAUUGGGAUUUAUGGGAGGGUGAUUUUAUUUAUUUGUGGAACAAAAUUAUCUUGGACAACUCUCUCUUUGCUCUGGAUUUUUGCUGGGUGCUGGACUUUGGAGUGAAGAGUAAAUCAUAGCACCAGGGGAGAUGGAUCUCAGGGGACCUAUGAGCGUUGCAUCCCUGUCUGAAAACCAGCCUCAGAUAGCAACAGCUCUUGGUGUUUCUUGGAUGCCACUGGGCAAAAGAAACACAGAGAAAAGAUGAAGAUUGAUGCCUCAAGUCAGAAAGUCUACAAUGUAGGGGAUACUUAUUCUCCAUACUGCCUUCCAUUCCCCAGGGCACCCCUCCGCUGACAGGCUUUCUUAUGAAUAUUUCUCUUCUGGUGAGGGACUGGGAAGCCACUUCUGAUGGCAGCUUCAGCAGAGGUUGGUGGGAGCCCUGAGAAACAGUAUGCUCCCAGAAGCCAGGCAGGCAUGUUGAGAUGAUGCUGUGGCAGCAGGGCCACAGCUGAGCGGGGACAGGAGGCCGCCUUGGCAAGGAGGUGUGUGUCCCCAGAGUGAGCAGCUGAGGGAACGGACCUGCCCAGAGAGGAUUGUUUGGUUACACAUCAUAUCCUGGCUGUACCUGGAAAGUACAAUAAAGCUAGAGGCUCACAGGGAUGUUUUUGUUCUGUAUAUGGUGUUACAGCUCACAUCCCACUGGCUGAUUCACUUCAUGGGUUAUCACUGAAAAGUUCUCAGGACUAAAGUAGUCGUGUGAAACUAGUUGCAACCAAAGUAUAUGGUUUGCAGUUCCUUAUUAAAGUAAUGACACCAAAAAAGCAUUUAUGCUGCAGGUUGAUCAUUCAUUAAAAAGAGGAAACAAUAUUUCUCUCACCUGUUUUUGAGAAGAUGCUAUUUAGAGCAGAAUAAAGCAAAAUCUGGUGAAAUUUACAAAAAUUCAAGUAAAUAAAAUUUGUUUCGUGAGCUGAAUAUUAAAGACAAGUCAUCUAAUAACUAACCCUUUUCAGCUGUUUUUAAGGUCCAUUUUUACCAAGUCUCCUGUUAGUACUCCUUUUUUUUAGAAAACAAAACAAAAGAAAACAACAAUAAAUAAGUGUAGGCAUGUAGCCAGAAUAACCCAUCUUUCUAAGAGCAUGUGGUUCACACACAAACUUUAGAAAACAGCUGUGUUUUCAGUUGCCUCCAAAUUUGUCACAUGUCUAUGGGGUUGCUGGUUUGCCAGCCUUUUAUUUUUCUAAUGAUCUUGACAUUUGUGCUAGGCACUGCAGACCAGAGGAACGUUUUCCACACUGCUGGCAUGCUUCUGUGCUACCAACAGGAAAGAAAGAUUCUCAUUGAUUUCAGCGGUGCUGUAUCAGGCCAUUAGAGCACACUAAGUCUUCUGUAAUGAAUGUUUUCAUGCCGUAUAUUUCCCUGAAUAAAUAAAUACAUGUGCUGGCCUUGUA